GACACAGGGAGCACACAGCACCCUGAGUUAGAGCUCAGCCUCUCACUCUCACCUCCACAACAUACUCCUGACAGACACACUAACUCUCAUCCAGAUGCCUGGGCUGCAUGGUCCCAUGAGUUUACCUCCCUUCUAACAGAAUCCUGAACCCACCAGCACACACACACACACACACUUGCCUGCCACAGACAUACUUUGUGGAGGAUUUAACUCAACUGCUGCUGGCCCUAAGGGCAAGAAAGAAGGCUGCGCUUCUAAUUGAUGUUGGAGACAAGCUGUCAGCACUUAGAUGGACAACAUGGACUCUCCAGUUUACAGAAAAGCAUCAUUGAAGGAUUGUUGCUGAAGCAGACCAGUUCAUUCCAGAGGUGGAAGAAAAGGUACUUCAAGCUGAGAGGGAGAACUCUGUACUGGGCCAAGGACUCAAAGUCCUUAAUAUUUGAUGAAGUGUAUCUAUCCAAUGCGAGUGUCGCUGAGACGAGCACAAAAAACAUCAACAACAGUUUCACUGUGAUAACACCUUUCAGAAAAUUAAUCCUGUGUGCUGAAAAUAGAAAUGAGAUGGAAAAUUGGAUAACUGCACUGAAAUCUGUCCAAAAAAUGGAGAACUAUGAGACGAGUCAGCUGAACAUGGAACAUUUCUCAGGGAUGCACAACUGGUACGCCACGUCCCACGCUCGGCCCACCUUCUGUAAUGUCUGCCGUGAAGCCCUCCCAGGAAUGACCUCUCAUGGACUCUCCUGUGAAGUGUGCAAAUUUAAAGCCCAUAAACGAUGUGCUGUCAGGGCAGUCAACAACUGCAAAUGGACCACACUGGCAUCUGUAGGAAAUGACAUCAUUGAGGAUGAAGAAGGUAUUGCCAUGCCUCACCAAUGGCUGGAGGGGAACCUGCCAGUCAGCGCUAGAUGCGCCGUUUGUGAUAAAGCGUGUGGCAGUGUACGGAGGCUGCAGGACUGGAGGUGUCUGUGGUGCAAAGCAAUUGUUCACAAUGUGUGCAAGGAGCACUUUGACAGAAAAUGCCCGCUGGGGCAGUGCAAGCUGUCCAUCAUUCCACCAAUUGCUUUGAACAGCAUUGAUUCAGAUGGGUUCUGGAAGGCCACCAAUGCCUCGUCCUGCACCAGUCCUCUCUUGGUCUUGGUGAACUCCAAGAGCGGCGAUAACCAGGGGGUGAAGUUCCUCAGAAAGUUCAAGCAGCUGCUGAAUCCAGCACAGGUGUUCGACCUGAUGAUUGGUGGGCCCCACCUCGGACUCCGCCUCUUCCAGAAGUUUGACACAUUCCGAAUCCUGGUGUGUGGAGGGGAUGGCAGUGUGGGCUGGGUCUUAUCGGAAAUGGACAAGCUCAGUCUACACAAACAGUGCAAGCUGGGUGUGCUGCCACUGGGCACCGGCAACGACCUGGCCAGGGUACUCGGCUGGGGCGGCCUAUGUGAUGACGACGUGCAGCUGCUUCAGGUUGUGGCCAAGUUGGAGCGAGCCACCACGAAGAUGUUGGACAGGUGGAGCAUCAUGACCUAUGAAGCAGCAACGAAGCAUCCACUUCCCAUUGUGAACACGGACGAGGCCCCCAGUUCCCAGGAUCCAAUAUCUCAGUACGCCAACAUGGUUGUCUAUCACUUAACAAAAGUUCUCGAAUCUGACCAGCACGCUGAUGUCAUUUCCUCUGCCAGGUUUCUCUGUGAAACAGUAAGCAACUUCACAGCUGAGGUUGGCAAAGCCUACAAGAAGGUUGAAGAGAAUAAGGAAGAAGCUGACUCAAUUACAAACAAGUGUGAAAUGUUGACCAGAAAACUGGACUCCCUGGUCAAGGUUCUAGGUGAUGAAUCUCAGGCACUGAUUAUCCCCAUGGGCACCUCUCCACCAUCUACGGGUGAACAGGGUGAGAGCAAACCUGCCGAAACUGGAGGAGGCUCUGAAAACAGGCCAGAUGAAAACUCUAUGCCCAAAACAUUCAAGUCCAAGGAAGAACUUAUGCUACGAGCUAACAGUUUGAAGAAAUCUCUGAGGCAGAUCAUCAAGCAAGCAGAGAAAGCGAUUGAUGAACAAAACAAACAGAGUCAAGGGGUGCACAGCUGUCCCACAAACCCCAACCUGCCUGUCAUCAAGAGAGAGAAUGCAGAGGAACAGGGUGACAAGAACAUGGAGACACUGACACAGAGUGGCACAGUGACCUCUACAACAUCCACUAUCAUACUUGACCGAUCGGAUGGAACCAGUUCCACUGAGGAUCUCAGCUCAGCAUCUUUCUCAGAGAAAUGUGUCAUGAAUAAUUACUUUGGCAUUGGACUGGAUGCCAAGAUAUCACUGGAGUUCAACAACAAGAGGGAUGAACACCCCAAAAAAUGCAGAAGUCGAACCAAGAACAUGAUGUUGUAUGGAGUCCUUGGCACCAAAGAACUUCUCCAGAGAACAUACAAGAAUUUAGAGCAGCGUAUCCAUUUGGAGUGCGAUGGAGUGUCCAUCUCACUCCCCAGUCUCCAGGGCUUGGCAGUACUCAAUAUCCCAAGCUAUGCUGGUGGAAUCAACUUCUGGGGAGGAACGAAAGAGAAUGAUAGUUAUGGAGCACCAUCCUUUGAUGACAAGAAGCUGGAGGUAGUGGCAGUGUUUGGAAGCAUCCAGAUGGCUGUAUCCAGAGUGAUUAACCUGCAGUAUCAUCGGAUAGCACAGUGUCGCAUGGUUAAGAUCACCAUCAGUGGAGACGAAGGUGUUCCGGUUCAGGUGGAUGGAGAAGCCUGGAUCCAGCCCCCCGGAAUGAUCAAGAUACAGCACAAGAACAGAGCUCAAAUGCUGACCCGGGAUAGGGCCUUUGAAAGCACCUUAAAGUCCUGGGAAGUCAAGUGCAAAGGAGACUCCCUGAAGCAGCCAGCUCGGCACCGUCUGAGUUCCCAGCAGUCCAUGGAGUUCCUCACAGAGGAGGAGGUGGUGGAUGCCCACCAGUUUGCCCAGACGGCAGAAACCCUGAUCAACAGAGUGCACCAUGCAGCAGAGAGACAUGCAUUGGUUGAGCAGGAGCUGGCCCAUGCAGUCAAUGCCUGCUCCCAUCUGCUGAAUGAAAUCCAACCAAAGCAAAAUGCAACUGAGGCUAUCAGCAGGAGCGUGGUUGUGGAUGUCUUCAAUAAUGUUAAGGCCCUUUGCAUAGAGACCAAGACACUCCUCGAUGGCAAGCUACUGGAGUUGGGAGCUCCCUAUGAGGAGGAAUUGCUGGCUGCACUGAACAGUGUUGAGAGUGAACUCCAGAAGCUAUCGGAGCUCCAUUGGCUUUGCCAAGCCACUCAGGCCACUGAUGAGGAGGAACAUUCCAAGGGGAGGAACAAGAGUAGCAUGAAGAUCAAGAUCAAGAAUAUGUCAAAGAAAGAGAAACUCCAGAAGCAAAAGUCAAACAUCUCUCUGCUGGGAUCUGGAGAUAACCAAGGUGGACCACAUGAGGCAUAUUCAGUGUAUUAUUAGGGAUAUCAGUUGGAAAAUGGUCAUCUCCGGCCUGCGACAACCAGGCAAGACGAGAGGAGAGGGCCCGGUGACAACACUCAGCGUGGACUCUCCGUGAGCUGCCCCAUGGGUGCCAGUGGCACUGAGUGUCUCUAACUGUAAAGCAGAAUGAAUGUAAUUCCUGCCCUUGUAUCUCUCAUCGAGGCUUGCACGGCCAGACGCAUCUUGCAACCUCCACCACCUUCAAGCAUGACCUCAGGGAUCACCAUGGUUACUGACUGGGUACAAUACUGGAGGACCCUCCUCCUCUGAGGGAGCCACACAUCAAGCCAUCUAGUUAGUGAAUGAGCAAGCGAACUCAACAUGUGAGCGGUCACAAAGAGGACUGGUUUUCGUUUGGAUGCCCUGCCUUGAUGGGAUCUGACCAAUAGCACCGGCUUCACCACCUGUGAGAGGGUGGUUUAAUCAACAGCUCACACCCUCUCAAAUGCCAGAAUCUUGGCUCUCACUCACUGAACUCCUGUUGAGAAUCUUUGGGGAGCAAUCAGUAAACAUGGAUCUUAGGUCAGUACAUGACAAGCUGCAACCUCCAUGUCCACAGAAUAGGGAAAGAGCUCACAAUGAUCACAUGAUCAAUUGGCAUUACAAACACUCCAAGCCUGUUCCCCCACCUCCCAGGCCUCAGGAGUGUUUUAUGGAACAGUGUACAGGGAGCUUUACUUUCUGUCUAACCUGUGCUGUGCCUGCUUGAGUGUGUGGUGGCUUGGGGCAGGGGCAGCUUCACUCUGUGCGUGUGUGUUGGACCCAUUUAGUGGGAGCUUCUCUCUGUACCCUUUUGAACUUUGAUCAAGGGAUGUUACAGGCUGUGGAGACCUCCUGAUGACCAGGUAGAAUAAACCGUCACAGUUCAUAGUCCUUGCUGCAGGCCUACAUGUGCCAAGGAUUGGUGUUGAGGCCCGGAAUUGCCUGUUGUAAUGUGGGGACCAUGUGGAUGACAGCACAGGUUAACCGUGUUGCCUGAGGCGAAGGGGGAGCUGAUAACACAGGCCCCAUGGAGAGUCAAAUUUAAACAGAAGAGGUUGUUUUCCCUUUCUUAGACUCAUCAAGAAAAUCACCAGCACAGUGUGGAACCUGUCCAGCCCAGCCACAGUCACCAGUAGAACCAGCCCUGGGAAUGUUUUAUGGGGUAACUUAGAAAGAACAUUAGUCUCAGUCCUAGCCCCUGCUAUCCCUGUUCUGAGAAAUUCUUGAUGAGACACUGUAGAGGGAAAUUUACUCUUUUUCUAACUCCUGCUGUCCCAGCCAGAGUGUAUGAUGAGAAAGUAUAGCAGGAGAUUUAUUCAGUAUCUAACCUGUGCUAUUCCUGAGAUGGAAAUUUUUGAUGGGACACUGUAAUGGGAGCUUUACUCUCCAUGCUGUGUCUGCCUGAACAUGUGGCAGGAUAGUGCAAAGGAGUUUUAUUCUUUACCAAACCUACAACAUGCCCGCCCUCAGGGUGUGUGAUCGGCCAGAUUAGUGGGAGUGUUACACAGUGUCUAGCCCAAACUAUCUCUCCCCUAACAGUGUGCAACAGGAUAGUGUAAAGGGACAUUUACUCUGUAUAUUACCUGAGUUAUCCCUGUGGUGGGUGUGUAUUAAUGUAGAGAGAGCUUUACCAUGUAUCUGACAUGGGCUGUUUUUGCCCUAAUCAUGACACUGCAGACUUCAUUCCCAUGUGGAAUACCUUCUGUAGGGAAUGGCACCUGCACAGGGCUAAGUUCUAGAAAUGCAGCACUGGUUUUGCAAUCAGUGUUCUAUAUUUCCUGGGAAUGUCUGAUUGGUGAAUCACCCUUUAAGAAGUAAAGUUUUCCCAUCCCAAACAACAACACACCUCACGCUGGUACCAACAAAAAGUCGGGAAUUUGCAGCUCUCUGUAACCCUUUGCUCUUGGAGUGGAACUUCUGGAAUUACUGGGGUGAGAGGGUGACACUGAUGCCAGAAUUCUUCAGCUGUGUCCCAAAGGUUGGCAGAAGCAUUCCUGACCGAUAACUUCCAAGUGCUCUUCAGGCUGGCUUGGAGCAGUAGUCACAUGGAUAGGCCCAGGCUCCACCAUCACUGGGCCUGCCACAGCUGAGGUGGCAGGUUAACUUUCAAUGGUGGAGGAUUGCUGCUGUUAAUGCUGGUGAACUCCUGAGUGCAGUGACAGACCUGGGGAGAAUUAGGCCACAGCUGUAAUUCAGAUUCCAGCUCCAUAGAUGACCUACAGAAACUCCAGCAGUGCUGCAUUGCCAAAGGUGCCGUCUUUAAGGCCAGACUUUAACUUAAGUCAGAUGGAUGGGAAACAGACAAAGAUGUUCAGUGGAGAGUGGCAGAGUUUCCCUGCUUCUGGUAACAUAUCUCAACAAUCAAACCGAUACUCCAGUGAUUCCAGCCUGGUGAAUGGAGGGAGAGUUGGCUCUGCUCAGAUCAGCUGCAGCUUCCUUCAUUGCACUGCUGACAACAUUGAAAAUGCAUUUCAUUUGCUUUCACUUGCUUUGGAUAUCCUGAGGUCACAGAGGUUGCAAAACUAAUGUCAGUGUUUUCCCUAGUGAAGCCAGAUGCCCAUCCUCCUGAUGUUGACAGGGAGAGAUAACUCACUCUUCUCUGCUUCCCAUGCAGACAAGUAGAAUAAGGUAAUUCCAAACCGCUUACACUCCCUUCCCUUGUAGACAGGGAGAGAGAAAUCUCUCCCCUCUCAUUUCCCAUGAAGACAGGGAGAGUAAGAUAAUUCCAGGCCCCUCACUUGUCCUCCCAUGAAGACAGGGAGAGACAAAUCACUCCACUCCUAUUUCUCAUUUGGACAUAGAGAGCAGGGAUACUCCAGAUCCUUCACUCAUCCUCUCCAUUUAGACAGGGAGGGAUAAAUCACUCCCCUCCCACUCCUGGCCACAUGGGCAAGGAGAAGAAUGUAAUGAAGACACGUCACACUCCCUCAUAGACAAAGGAGUAACAUAAUGUAACUCCAGACUCCUCUCCCCAAUCCACCUUAUAGACAGGGAGAGUAAAGUAACCCCAGACCCCUUUAGUUCAGGGUUUCUCAUGCCAAUGAGCAGCUGUGCUUUGCAAACACUGACUGUCAGCCCCACUGUUUACAUCUGUAUGUAGCAAUGUGUGUGUAUAAAAAGUGAAUCCAGGAGAUGUAUUUAUUGUUUGAUGUAUAAGAGAUGACUUAUAAAGAGAUUUAUUUGUUUUGCACACAGGGAGCAAGGUUAAAUGUAC
Messenger RNA from Pristis pectinata (smalltooth sawfish), 6661 nucleotides. RefSeq names its product diacylglycerol kinase eta. Gene Ontology annotation, molecular function: ATP-dependent diacylglycerol kinase activity. Gene Ontology annotation, biological process: diacylglycerol metabolic process; lipid phosphorylation; intracellular signal transduction. NCBI's taxonomy places the organism in Eukaryota, Metazoa, Chordata, Chondrichthyes, Rhinopristiformes, Pristidae. The transcript is spliced from 28 exons. The record is from RefSeq and is a predicted model, not a curated record. Bases 262 to 3444 code for a protein of 1060 amino acids.